AUCAAUUCUUUCCUGUAGGCCUUUAGGUCUGAUGUUCGUUGGUGUCUAGUCAAGACCUCUGGCUGGUCUUGCUGAACCCGGCCCUUGAUUUUCAUGGCUUCAUGACAGCCGAGAGCCGCGGCUGGGCCGUGACGUUUGCGUGGCUGGCUCUUCUUGCUCCAAUUUGCGCGCUGCGGCCCAGCUCCGAGGUGGAGGACGGCUUUCAGUCACUGGAGACAGCAGGCAAUGGCUCCAAGCCGGAUCGUGGCAACGCUAUACCGUGGCACCGGCAGAAGUAUAAGAAGCCCAAGAUCACCUUGUGCCCUGAGCAGCCGGUGGUGAUGGCUGCCCUGCGCUCAAUCGGCCAUGGCCCGGGCCGCGUGGCGCUCCGGAGGGGCCAGGAAAAGGACGUGUGCAAAUGGAAGAAAGUGGGCUGCCAUGGUUGCCGCGUGGAGGCCCUCUUCUUGAAAAUGGCAAAUGUGUCCGGAUCCAUCGAGGAGCUGGCCGUCAUCACCGGGCUCAAACGCUUGAACCUGCUGUACACGGGGAUCACCGGGGAUUUGCGGAUGUUGCGUAACCUCACCGAGCUCCGCUCCCUGUUCCUGGGUGGUACCAAAGUCACCGGCGACCUCGCGGCUUUGACCUCGCCGGCUUUCGAGUGCCUGGACCUUCACGGCACCAACGUGACCGGGGACCUGCGGAGCCUAAGCCACCUCAGGAGGAUGACAAGACUGCGCUUGCACCGGACCCGCGUGACGGGGGACUUGCACGCACUGCAAGAGUUCAAAAUGUUGGAGGAGCUGCGGCUGACAGAAGCUGGGGCUGUGGUAGGCCACCUGGCCGACUUGGGGAAGCUGACCAGACUGCAAACUGCCACGCUACGCGGGACCCAAGUCUCGGGCAACCUGAAAGACCUGAGCAAGCUGACGGCGCCUUGGU
Molecule: messenger RNA, 918 nt
Organism: Effrenium voratum
Lineage: Eukaryota; Dinophyceae; Suessiales; Symbiodiniaceae
Source: the annotation of a GenBank genome assembly